AUGGAAGAAAGGGAGCAACCCCUGGGGGACCAGAAGGGAGAACAUGUGGACGCAGAGCUGCAGAAAGGAGAGGAAGAAGAGAGAGAAGAAAAGGAAGAAGACACAAAUGAAGUGAGUCGUCAGCGUGUGCUCUUGACAGAGCGCGCGAGUUGUCAGGAUCCAGUGGAGUUGUUCGCGAAUGACGAAGCUAUCCAGGAGCAAAUUCGCUUCCUCGAGACCGCUGAACCUUCUCUCGGCCCCGCGGCCGUUGCCGCUCAGCGCAGGCGAAGCCAGCUCGGCGAGGCGAGGCGCGACGCAGCUGGGUGGAAGGCUGAGGACGCGGAGAGACAACGCGAAGACGGAGGCGGUGCGUCGAGCCCGUCACUGAACUCCGCAGGCAUCGUCAACAUGUUGCUUAAGCAUGACAAAUUCGUCGCUAGACCCAAGCUCGUCUUCCAGAACGGCGAGUACAGGCAGGAAGACCGGACCGAAGACGAACUCGUUGCAGAUUUGCAGCGUCUUAUGCGCGACUCGCCUCACGUUGUCCUUGAGCGUCAUGGGGCGUGCUUCGAGGAGGAGCAUCUGAGGUUCUUCAAGGAGGAGUUUGCGGCCUCACCGGAAGUCCAGUUCUAUGUGAAGUCCCUCGCUGACAAAUCGUCUCCGGGAGAGAGCGAAAAGAUGAGAGCAAACCGGCGCCUGGCGAAGAUGCGGCAGCUCGUCGCUGACGGCGAAUUUUUCUCGGAAACUGCGAUGCAGGCGAGGCAGCCUGCCCUCUACCACGAGUUUGUCGGCCGCUAUACCGCCGUCCCGAAUCCGAUGCGCUCUUCUGAUUCACCUGGCUCUUCACCGGAGUCGUCUUCCUCUUCGUCCUCGUCUUCCUCGCCAGCUGCUUGUCUCUCGUCUCGGCCGUUUCGGGCUCCACAGGCUCUGGUGUCCUCUCGGCUGCAUGCGGCUUCGAGUCCUGGCGCCGCGAAGCAUGAGGAAAAGACGUUUUUUUCUGCAGAUCCGCGGUCUCUCAGCUCCUGUCUCCUCAACGCAAUGGACAACCGCGAGAUGCGGAGACAGGCGGAAGAAGAACGCGGCAGAUGGUUCCUGCAAGACGAGGAACUUCUCGCGCACAUCGACGGAGGAAGGACACUGAAGACCCUCCAGGAGGGCCGGCCAGCUCGCAGGCCGCACGCGCGUCGAGAGGAGAGAGGCGGAAGACGCGGUGCGCAGGAGGCAGCUGAGAGCCUGAGCGGCGUAGACCUCGACGAGGACGAGGACAGUGAUGACUUCGAGAGCGACUGGGAUUCCGAGGAAGAAGAAGUGGGGGAAUCUGUGCCGCGCGGCUGUCGCGGAGUCGCGCCAGUAGGAGGCAAGCGACGUCGGCGUUUCGUUGAUGCCACCGCCUACGCUCAGAAACAACAAGACUUCCUUCUGCUCAUGCAAGAGAAAUUCCUCGCCGGGCACGAUGCUCGCCACAUUGACUACGACGCCAUUGACAACGACGAGGCGCUCGACGAUCUCCAGGAGAUGGGCAGAGAUUUGGAAGAACAGUACUUCUGCGGCGAAGAAGACUCGAGCGAGGAGAGGGAGACGAGGAAGCCGGCGCAUGGAGACACUGCCGGCGACGCUGCUUCGGCCCGUUUGCACUUUCCCACGUGGACAGACGCCUGA
Messenger RNA from Neospora caninum, 1638 nucleotides. RefSeq lists its product as hypothetical. Bases 1 to 1638 code for a protein of 545 amino acids. NCBI's taxonomy places the organism in Eukaryota, Apicomplexa, Conoidasida, Eucoccidiorida, Sarcocystidae. The transcript is spliced from 10 exons. The record is from RefSeq and is a predicted model, not a curated record.